Messenger RNA from Ilex paraguariensis (yerba mate), 1176 nucleotides. The record is from the annotation of a GenBank genome assembly. Lineage: Eukaryota; Viridiplantae; Streptophyta; Magnoliopsida; Aquifoliales; Aquifoliaceae.
AUGGUGCUCUUCGGUUUCAGCUCCGCUGGACUUCCAGCUGGUUUUAAUGUUUCUCCAGCUGGAUUUUUAGCCGACAACGCCAAAACUCUUGGUAUGCCCUCUGUAAUUCCUUCGCUUCAACCUAGAUCGGAUAUAACCAAAAAUUUCGCAUCCCCUUUUAAGAAACCCUCAUCUUCCUCGUUGCCUUUGUGCUCUUUAUUUCCUUCGGUCCCUUCGAGUUCCUCAGAACCUUCAGUCCCUCUAACGCUGAUUGAUGGGGCGCGAUGUAAAAGAAUCUAUGAUGAUAAUGCUCUAAAUGCCCAUGCCGUGUGUUUGGAAGUCUGUUCAGCUCUUAGGCUGCAAGCUCAUGGUAUUAAACCCAAAGCAACCGAAGGAAUCAUGGGCACGGAGUUUUUGAAGGCUUUAGAGGUUGAGGUGAGGUAUGAGCUGAAACCGAAGAUUGUUUGGGUCAACUGGUCUCCUCCUAUUCCUGGUUACUUAAAACUAAAUGUAGAUGGGGCAUCAAAGGGCAAUCCAGGUAGAGCUGGGGGUGGCGCUGUGGGUCAAAUCCCUCCUAAGCCACCGGAUGUUUCCCUUAUUUCCAUCACAACCCCCAAGAUUUCUUUAAAUCCUUUAACCCAGUCAACAUCGGCACACUUUACCGAUAUUGUUCAGAAUGGGGCAAAAGCUUCAACAACGUUGCAAGAUGUCACAAAGAACUCUUGUAUGCCUCCUACAAACCCGAAUCUACAAUCUACAACAGAUAUUGCAAAAAUCCUUCCACAAUCGGUGCAAUUGUCCGAGUUAGGCAGAUGGUGCAAAUGCUUCAGGAUCGCAACAGAAGGCCAUGGGAUGCUCGAGUGUCGUAAAGGCAAAAGGGAAGAGGAAAACAAAGUGGACAAACAGGCAUACAACCCUAAGGAGGAAAGAAAGCAGAAAGCUGGCAUCUCGAAAAAAGACGAGGACCUUAAGGGGAAAGAUAAGGCAUGGCAGAAAGUCACAAAAAAAGCGAAUUCCAAAGUAACCGUGAAAGAGGGUCACCAAGCACCACAGUUCUCGAAUCCUAUAAAUUUAGAUGUAGGAGGAGAGGAGGAUGCCAAUAAAUUUAAUGUGUUAAGAGGAGAGCAUUCGGGCAAGGAUGUCGCAGAGGAGGGAAAGGAUGAAACGCAAAAUCAUAACGGGGAUUCAAUUACUUAA